Messenger RNA from Pollicipes pollicipes, 1202 nucleotides. Its product is annotated as cytochrome P450 2L1. The record is from RefSeq and is a predicted model, not a curated record. Gene Ontology annotation, molecular function: oxidoreductase activity, acting on paired donors, with incorporation or reduction of molecular oxygen, reduced flavin or flavoprotein as one donor, and incorporation of one atom of oxygen; steroid hydroxylase activity; heme binding. The transcript has 8 exons. Gene Ontology annotation, biological process: xenobiotic metabolic process. NCBI's taxonomy places the organism in Eukaryota, Metazoa, Arthropoda, Thecostraca, Pollicipedomorpha, Pollicipedidae. Bases 87 to 1064 code for a protein of 325 amino acids. Gene Ontology annotation, cellular component: intracellular membrane-bounded organelle; cytoplasm.
UGAAGCGCAGCUGGACCAGCCGCCGCCGCCGUGGCUCUGCGUGGCGCUCGUCUCGUGCCCACGGUGGCCACUCUCAGAUACCAGCCAUGAUAGAAUGGCUUGCCGGCGCCCUCAUUGUUGCCGUCCUGCUUCUCGUUGUUCGCGAGAUCUACAGGAAGCCGGUCAACUUUCCACCAGGCCCGCCGUUGCUGCCGCUGCUGGGCAGCACGGCGUCGCUGCAGCUGGGUUCCACGCUGCCCCACCUGGUGUUCCAGGCGCUCGGCAAACUCUACGGAAAGGUGAUCGGGAUUUACCUGUUUGGCCAGCCGGUCAUCAUACUGAGGGACUUCGAGGUGAUUCGUAGCACCCUCAGCAAGUCAGAGUUUUCCGGCCGAGAGCAGACGUUCGUGAUUCAAAAUCGCUCCUUCUUCAAGGGAAACGGCAUCAUCUUCGGCCAGGGCGCGCACUGGUCGCUGCACCGCCGGUUCGCGCUGCAGCAGCUGCACGACCUGGGCGUGGGCCGGCCGCGAGCCGAGGGCCUGGUGCAGUUGGAGGUGGCCACGCUGGUGCAGCGGCUGGCGCGCGCCGCCGGCCACCCGACCGUGGUUAGCACCAACUUCUGCCUCAGCGGCUGCAACACCGUGCUGCAGAUCAUCGCAGGGAAGAGAUACGAGCUGGACGACCCGGUGUUCAACCAGCUGGUGAACGACACGGACACCGUGAUGCGGCUGGCCGGACCGGGCAAUGUGCUCUCGCUGGUGCCCUGGUCCCGCCUGGUGGCGCCGCGCGCCACCGGCUACCGCAGCCUGUGCGCGCUGCGUGACCUCAGCUGCCGCCUGUUCGGCGACAUCGUGGAGGAGCACCGGCGCACGCUCGAUCCGCAGCGGCCCAGGGACUACGUGGACGCCUUCCUGCUCGAGAUGGCCAAGGACGGCGCCGAGGAGAAGGACUUUACCAAGCGUCAUCUGGAGAUCCUGCUCAUGGACUUCUUCCAGGCGGGCAUCGAGACGGUGAACUCGACCCUGUGCUGGGCGUGUCCUGCUGCUGGCCCUGCACCCGGAGGUGCAGGAGCGGCUGCAGACUGACAUUGACGCCCUGGUGGGCAGCGAGCCGCUCCGCUGGGCCGACCGCACCAGUUUGCCCUACCUACAAGCGACCAUCAACGAAGUGCACCGGUUCGGAACAGUGACGAACGUGUCCGUGCCGCACUUCACGUCGUUCCA